AUGAAUCCGCUUUUACGGCGGACUCUCUUCUCGGCCCCAUUUUUCAAAUGCACUAACCAUUAUCGUCUUCCACCAAUUACAAAUAGUUCAUUAAGAACUUUUCUUAAAUCAUCAAUUUUAUCUAAACCUCAUCCUGCGUAUAAUCAUGCUAAUUUCAAAGCAUCUUCUUCGCUAUUUGGUAGAAGUCGAAAUAUAAUUCGUGUUUUCUUUCGUAAAUGGCACGGACGUCAUAAUGGUACAGGUGCACCUGAAGUUGGUGUUCCGAAACAAAAUAUUACAGCACGUUAUAUUUUUAAAGCAAUGUUCGAUUUUAUUUGGCCAAAAAAUGGCAAACAAGUUAAAAUUCGUGUUUUAAUUGCAUUAGGACUUUUAUUGAUUUCUAAAUUAUUAAAUAUAAGUGUUCCAUUUAUGUUUAAAUACUUAGUUGAUGAACUUAAUACAGGUCGAACAUUACAUGGUGAUACAACACAAUCUACAAUUAUAUCUAUGGUUACUGCUUUACUUAUAGGAUAUGGUGCUGCACGAGCUGGUGCUGCUUUAUUUGGUGAAUUACGUAAUGCAAUAUUUGCAAAUGUAGCACAUCGAAGUAUUCGUGAAUUAGCAAAAAAAGUUUUUUCACAUAUACAUAAUCUUGAUUUGAGUUUUCAUUUGGGAAGACAAACAGGUGCAUUAUCAAAAGCAAUUGAUCGUGGAACUAAAGGCAUAAGUUUUGUUCUAUCGGCAUUGGUAUUUAAUAUUGUACCAACUAUGUUCGAAGUCGGUCUUGUCAGCGGAGUUUUGUGGUAUAAAUAUGGAUUGUCAUAUGGAGCUAUCGCUUUUGGUUGCAUUGCUGGGUAUACUGCAUAUACAUUUGCAGUUACUCAAUGGAGAACAAAAUUUCGUGUUCAAAUGAAUAAAGCGGAUAGUGAAGCAGGCAAUCGAGCUGUUGAUUCAAUGAUUAAUUUUGAAACUGUUAAAUAUUUUAAUAAUGAAGCUCAUGAACUUGAACGAUAUGAUAAAACAUUAUCGGAAUAUGAAACAGCAUCAAUCAAAACACAAACAAGUUUAGCAAUGUUAAAUUUUGGUCAAAAUGCGAUAUUUAGUUUAGGUUUAACUGGUAUUAUGUUAUUAGCUGCUGGUGGAAUUAGUGAUGGUUCAAUGACAGUUGGUGAUUUAGUUGCUGUAAAUGGACUUGUUUUUCAAUUAUCAAUGCCAUUAAACUUUUUGGGUUCAGUCUAUCGUGAAGUUAAACAAUCGGUUGUUGAUAUGGAAACAAUGUUUCGUUUAACAAUGGUUGAAUCAAGUGUUAAAGAUAAAGAGAAAGCAUCAUCAUUGGCAAUUAGUCCAGAACAAUCAUCAAUUGUUUUUGAUAAUGUUACUUUUGGUUAUAGUGAAGGUCAAAAAAUUCUUGAUAAACUUUCAUUUACUGUUCCUGCAGGACAAAAAGUUGCUAUUGUUGGUGGUUCUGGUUCAGGUAAAUCAACAAUUGUACGUCUUUUAUUUCGAUUUUAUGAUCCACAAAGUGGACAAAUUCGUGUAAAUGAUCAAAAUAUUCAAGAAGUAUCUCUUCCAAGUUUACGUAAAGCUAUUGGAGUUGUACCUCAAGAUUCAAUAUUAUUUCAUGAUAAUAUUUUUUAUAAUAUUAAUUACGGAAAUUUAAAAGCAUCAAAAGAACAAGUUUAUGAAGCAGCUAAACUAGCUGAAGUACAUAAUGCUAUAUUAAGAAUGCCUAAAAAGUAUGAAACAGUUGUUGGAGAACGUGGGUUAAAAUUAUCCGGAGGUGAAAAACAACGUAUAAGUAUUGCCCGUGCACUCCUAAAAGACCCAAUUAUACUUAUUUAUGAUGAAGCUACUGCCCAUUUAGAUACAACAACUGAACAAGCUAUUUUAAAUUCUCUUCAAAAAUUAACAAGAAAUCGAACAUCAAUCGUUAUUGCACAUCGUUUAAGUACAAUAACUGAUUGUGAUAAUAUUAUUAUUUUAGAUCAAGGUAAAGUUAUUGAACAAGGUACACAUGAUGAAUUAUUAGCAAAAGAAAAUGGUCAUUAUGCAACUAUUUGGAAUACACAACGUACACAUCGAAAACUUCGUGAAGAUAAAAAAGAAGAAAUUACUGUAGAUGGAAAACAAGUAGAAAAAUAUGAGAAAAAACCAAGUGAUGAACCUUUACAAAAAUGA
This is a messenger RNA of Adineta steineri, 2157 nucleotides long. Lineage: Eukaryota; Metazoa; Rotifera; Eurotatoria; Adinetida; Adinetidae. The record is from the annotation of a GenBank genome assembly.